UGAACCUCGUACAGGAGUGUGGAGGAAGUUUUCCCUCGUCCGCUUUUUCUUUUUCGAAGAAUGGUUUAUAUAACUCUUCUUCGACGAUGCUGACGGUGGUCGAAGGUGACGAUGAUCCAUACUGGUUUAGUUUUAGCGCUGCUGAGUUUGAGUUUUCUUCUGCCUGAUGUUGCUGGAGAUGAACACUCUCUGUGUUAUCUCUACACUAUCCAGUCUAAAAGCUCUACAGACAGAAUCUAUGAGUUCAGUGCAGUGACUCUCCUGGAUGACAGACAGAUUGACUUUUACAACAGUACGAAAGAAACCAGGACUGCUAAACAGGACUGGAUGAAGGACAUAAAUGAGAGAGAGUGGAAAGAUGGCACUGAAAAGCUGAAGUCUGAUGGACAACAGCUAAACAAGGUCCUCGACAACCAAAUGAAGGCCUUCAAACACAAUGAGACAGAUGGUCAUUCUCUGCAGUGGAGAAUCGGCUGUGAGGGUGAAAAACAUUCAGACGGCUCAGUUUCAGGUUUAAACUGCAUUAAUGAAUACGGCUACGAUGGAGAGAGUUUAGUCUCUUAUAACUGGACCUUAAAGAAAUGGUCAGCCUCAGUCGGUCAGGAUGGAGUAACAGAGAAGUGGAACACUGGACGUGGUCAGAACCCUGUUCAGAGAUGUCAAGAGUGUGUGGAGUGGCUGAAGAUUUAUUUAGAGUACAACACCACUGAAACCAAACAGACUCAAGUGAAUGUUUAUGUGUUUAUGAAGAAAUCUGUAACUGACCUGAAGAAGCUGACCCUGACCUGCCUGGCCACAGGCUUCUACCCCAAAGACGUGGAGAUUAUACUGAGGAAGUCCAGAACUUCGCUGCCUGAAUAUCUACUAGCAUCUUCAGGAGUCAGACCUAAUGAUGAUGGAACCUACCAGCUGAGGAAGAGUGUGGAGAUCCAGGAGGAGGAAGCAGCAGAUUAUGACUGUUAUGUGAAUCACAGCUCCAUCACAGAACCAGUAAUUAAACAGUGGGAUGGAAAAUGCAGUGACUGCCAGGAUGGUGUGAUUGUAAGAGUGAUUGUAGGAGUGACUGUAGGAGUGGUGGCUCUGCUGGCUGUGAUCAUAUAUUUUUGUAUAAAGAAGAGUAAAAGUAGAGGAGGUGCAGGAGACGUACAAGCCGAGCCUGUGAAUCCUCAGCCGGAUGGUGGGACCAGCAAUGAUGAGUCAGAUAAUGGGAGUGAAGAGAAAAAGCCAAUGCUGCCAGGAAACUCCACUGAUGAUCAACCAAAAAUAACAAAUGGUCAGUCUUGUCAAGUGGAGGAGGAGACAUGCUGCUGACUUCAGGAGUUUAAGCUCCUGCAGAUGAUGGUGACGGUGGGGAUUUGUCUGGCCUCUCCAUCUUCUAACAUGUACAUCGUAACAGGUGGAUGGAUGUACAGUGAAUUCAAAGGCACUGAUUGUAUUCAAAGAAGAUAUGGACCUUAUUCUGGCCUCUCUCGACCUACUAUACACUGAAAUACCAAGAUCAAGUUUACGCAGAGGAGCAAACUCUCCAAAGGGCUUGUUACUAUUUACUAUUUAGCAUGUGCAGCAGUGAAGCUAGUGAUUAAGGGACCCUUAUUAAUCCCACAGCGGGGAAAUGUCACUCAUUUGGAUGUACAGUGGAUUCAUGGCACUGAAUGUCUGAAAAGAAGAUGCGGACCUUAUUCUGACCUCUCUUGGCCCACUGGACGCUGAAAUGCCAGUGUAAGGACUACACAGCAGUGCGUACUUUACAAAAGGCCUCAGUUAUGUUUUUUUUUUAAGACCAAUCAAAACCUUUCAGAAUGUGUGGCAUUGAGGCUCCUGAUGGGGUGCCAAGAAAAACACAGUUGCUGAAUGUGACCUCAGAGACAUUGGAGGUCACUUUUCUUGAGACAGUUAGAGAACUUGGUGGAUCUGCCUGCGUCCAUUGUGCAGAUAUGGGGACUAAACUCAGCAUCAGGAUAUUGUUGUUCCCUCAGGAACAUUCCGUAGUGAUGAUCCACAACUUGGAGAUAUAAGGUUCGUCUGUCUCUACAGCACACUGACAAAUUAAAAAAGGGUUCGUAAAAUAAGAUGGCAAAGUGUUUAAAAGAGUGAUGCCACAGAAGAAUCUAAGGAACCCUUCAGUUCAUGGUUAUUUGAAGCAGUAGUUCUCAAAGCAGCCCAGAUGAUCCACAUUUUUGCUCCAGCCCAACCCGCUGCAAACUCGGUCCCUGAGGACCAGUUUGAGAACCACUGCUUUAAGGAACCAUUUCUCUAAAUGAGAUGUUCAAGUCCAAAGAACCUUUUUAACCCAUUUUCACAGCAGCUAUAAAAUGUAAAAUAUAACUUCAUUAAACUGUAAACACAAAUCUCAUCCAGUGGAAGUGGUUCUUUGAUGGCAAUGCUCUAGAGCAGGGGUUCUUAACCCGCGGGUUGCAGUGUGGUGAGAGUGGUGCUACACAACAUAUGCUGUAUCAAACACAGAGAAAAAUUAAUGUUGACUCCUGAGUGGCUCCAAGGGUCUUUAUUGCCUGCUGACCUUUAAGUAUUUGUGGUUACCAAAUACUAUACCAGACUAAAGAUCUGAGGUUUGUGGUAAAAUGCUUACUAAGGAAUGCAGGUCCAGUACGUGAGUAGACUUGGUAUCUAAUUAUUCUUCUCUAAUUUCUUGGUGUGUGGGAUUUUGGGGGCAGGGGGCUGGAGAGCUGGGUGGGCAGAUUGGCAAUGCAGGAGUUCGGAAAUAGUUUCAACCCCAAAAGAGGGCCACAGUGUGAAGAAGGUUAAGAACCCCUGCUCUAGAGAACCCUUUUAGCAUAUUUACUUUUAAGAACAGAGAACACAGAACUUUCCUGAGACAAGAAUGUGUGGCUAUCUGACGCUUCCACUGAUGGGGUCUUAAAACUGGAUUAAAAAUGAAUCUAUCGCUCUGAGCUGAUUGGUGUUUGAAACUGGGAUUUCCUGUGUGACCUGAUGUCACGCAGUCCAACGCUUUCAGGAAUGUUUAUAUCAUCAGUGCAA
Messenger RNA from Colossoma macropomum (tambaqui), 2997 nucleotides. Its product is annotated as H-2 class I histocompatibility antigen, alpha chain-like. The transcript is spliced from 8 exons. NCBI's taxonomy places the organism in Eukaryota, Metazoa, Chordata, Actinopteri, Characiformes, Serrasalmidae. The coding region runs from base 112 to 1311 and encodes 399 amino acids. The record is from RefSeq and is a predicted model, not a curated record. Gene Ontology annotation, cellular component: external side of plasma membrane. Gene Ontology annotation, biological process: immune response.